Messenger RNA from Aethina tumida (small hive beetle), 2615 nucleotides. RefSeq lists its product as uncharacterized. NCBI's taxonomy places the organism in Eukaryota, Metazoa, Arthropoda, Insecta, Coleoptera, Nitidulidae. Bases 16 to 2568 code for a protein of 850 amino acids. Gene Ontology annotation, biological process: lipid metabolic process. The record is from RefSeq and is a predicted model, not a curated record. The transcript has 14 exons.
AUUAAGUGCAUUAAUAUGAAAUUGUUGAUAUUUUUCUCCAUUUGUCUGCUAUGGAGCCAGGUGUCUUGUGCUAUACAUGAAGACUGGGGUUUAAAUAUUUUCCAAUUGUUGGAUAAAUACCAGUACUCGUACGAGGCUCACACAGUGGUGACCGAAGAUGGAUACGUUUUGGGCAUCCAUAGGAUCACGUCCGCCCGCUACCACAAGAACGACAACGGUACAAAACCUGUGGUACUGAUAUACCACGGCUUGGAAAGUAGCAGCGCAGAUUUCGUCAACAGCGGACCUGAAUCAGGUACUGCACUUCGGUUGGCCGAUAAAGGAUAUGACGUUUGGUUGGGCAAUUGCAGAGGGAACACUUGGUCCGAAAAGCACUUGACUCUUGACAGUGACACCAGGGAGUUCUGGGACUUCAGCUUUCAUGAAAUAGGCAACUACGAUUUGCCUGCAGUUAUCGAUUACAUAUUGGGUAACACAGGAAAGGAAAAGUUGAGUUAUGUAGGACAUUCGCAGGGCACAACUAUCUUCUUCGCCUGUAUGGCCAGUAGACCUGAGUACAAUGACAAAAUAACGCUUAUGAUCGCCUUGGCUCCUGUGGCCCAUAUGACCCACAUGACACAUCCACUUGUAAGAUUUAUGGGCAACCCCAUUAUCAAUCUUGGUUUAGGUUUUGGUAUUCACGCCUUGAAAUUCUACAACAUUCUCCCACAUUGGGAGAUCGUUACAUUGCUUGGUGGGCUUGUGUGCAAUGACGAAUCAAGUUUGCAGUUCCUGUGCGCCGGUGUAUUAUCUUUCAUGGGUGGAAUGAAUGAAGCACAACUGAAUAAGACUUUCAUGCCCGUCAUUGUGACUAGUGCUCCAGCAGGAACGUCUCACAAACAGAUGAUGCAUUAUAUUCAAGAAAUGCGUUCAGGACAUUUUAGGCCUCAUGACUAUGGACUCGUAAAAAACAGACAAUUAUAUGGGCAAAACAAACCAAAAGAUUACAACGUUAAAAAAAUCACAGCACCUGUAGCACUACUUUAUGCUAAUAAGGAUUUGUUUGCCGAAGCUUGUGAUGUGGAACAACUGAAAAAUGAACUUCCUAAUGUGGUGACGUUUAAAAAAGUUGACCUGGAAGAUUUUACACAUUUAAACUUUUUAUGGGCAAUUGAUUUAAACAAAUAUGUAAACAAUGAUGUUAUUGCUUUGCUGGAUGAACACAACAAUAAAAUCGAUCCUUCGGAUAUUGGACUUGAUAUUUUUUUGGAAAAAUAUAAUUACCCAGUGGAAACACACGAAAUCAUCACGGAUGAUGGCUACAUCCUGCACAUGCAGCGAAUCCCGACUGGAAGAAAUGGCGCCUACAGCGAAUCGGGGAAGCCCCCAAUUCUCUUGGUGCACGGCUUGGGAAGCAGUGCGAUGGACUUCGUCAAUUACGGUCCCGGCAAAGCUAUCGGACUAAUGCUGGCGGAUUCGGGUUACGAUGUUUGGUUGGCGAACUGUCGAGGUAACACUUGGUCUAGGAAUCACACCACUUUGGACCCUACCCAAAGAGAAUAUUAUCAGUUUAGUUUUCAUGAAAUAGCCUAUUACGAUUUACCAGCAGAAAUUGAUUAUAUCUUAAAGGAAACUGGCAAAGAGCAAGUAUCUUACAUCGGUCAUUCCCAAGGGACAACAGUUUCCUUCAUCAUGGGGGCUACGAGACCAGAGUACAACAAAAAAAUUAGCAUCAUGGCGGCCUUGGCACCGUCAACGUACGCACAAAAUAUGUCACAUCCUUUGGUACAAUUAGGAUCUAAUCCACUUAUUUCAUUGGUUCUUGGCUUUGCAGCUGAAGCAAUUAAGAUGCAUUUGUUGGUACCCCACUAUGACAUUUUUACCGAUGUAGGUAGACUUUGUCAAACUGAAAAUUCAUUAGUCAAGAUGGUUUGCGAACAAGGGUUUUAUCUUAUUGGUGGGCGAGACGAAGAACAACUUGUUUAUGAUAUCAUUUCAAUUGCACUUUCUAAUGCACCAGCUGGAUUUUCCUACAAACAAGGUUUUCAUUAUUUGCAACUUGUUCAUUCAGGAUUUUUUAGACCUUAUGAUUAUGGAGUAACAGCAAACAGACAAAAGUACGGCAACAGGGUUCCUCCCAGUUACAAUUUAAAGAAGGUAACUGCUCCAGUUGCUCUAUACUACGGAGCAAACGAUUGGCUUGCAGGUCUUGUUAAUGUUGAACGACUAAAGUCAGAAUUGCCUAAUUGCGUUAAGGCGAAACUGAUAGAAUUCGAUAAAUGGAUGCAUCUGGAUUUCCUUUGGGCCAAAGAUGUGGUGGAGUUGUUGAAUAACGACCUGAUUGCAUUAUUCGACGAAUACAAUAAUGUUACAAGAACUACUGAACUACCUGGGGACGACACAAGCCCCUCUACUAUUUCUAGUACAAGUGAUGCCUCCCCUAUUUCUUCUCAAUUGCCUGAUGAUGAUGCGAAUACUAGUUCAACUACUACAUCUAGAACUACCACUGGCAAUCCUAGCCCUGGCGCAGGAACUGCCGUAUAUUCUAGUAUUGUAAUGAUGCUUUUGAUCAUUGUACACUUUAUGUAAAAAAUAAAUGAGUUUACUUAAAAUUUAAAUAUGUUUUUUAUAUAAAG